Messenger RNA from Nanorana parkeri, 1879 nucleotides. It is a transcript of the gene KCNJ15, whose product is annotated as potassium voltage-gated channel subfamily J member 15. NCBI's taxonomy places the organism in Eukaryota, Metazoa, Chordata, Amphibia, Anura, Dicroglossidae. Gene Ontology annotation, cellular component: plasma membrane. Gene Ontology annotation, molecular function: inward rectifier potassium channel activity. Gene Ontology annotation, biological process: regulation of monoatomic ion transmembrane transport; potassium ion import across plasma membrane. The transcript is spliced from 3 exons. Bases 357 to 1481 code for a protein of 374 amino acids. The record is from RefSeq and is a predicted model, not a curated record.
CCUAUGUUCAUGUGUGUAUGUGUGUGUGUGUGUGUGUGUGUCAGUCCUCCGCUGCUGGGUGUUGAUUGCACUACCAUGCCACACAACAUGUGCAGGGCUGGGGCUCUGUCUUGAGACAAGCUGCUGACAUCACUGGAAGUCUUCUCAGAUUCCACUUCAUAAAAUCAGGUACUUCACUUCCCAGGCUAGAGCAAACUUGUUACUGGGUGUACCAAAGGAGAGGCGAGCGGUGUUCCAACCUCAGCUGUGUUUACAAUUUACCAAAAAAAAAAGGCUCCUUCUGCAAGUCAUGGCUUAACGUGGCCGCACCGCCUGUGUACUCUGAGCUCAGCACCAGCACUCUUUCGGAGAAGAUUAUGGACACCGUUGACUCCGAUUUUUCUGGCUGCCCACUAGUUCAAAAUGCGAUUCACAAUGGAGUGAAGUCUGAGAGGCCAAGGGUGAUAUCUAAGAGUGGACAUAGCAAUGUCAAGAUCGACAAAGUGGAUGGUGUCUUCUUUCUGUACCUCCAGGACUUAUGGACCACUGUUAUUGACAUGAAAUGGAGGUAUAAGCUGACCUUGUUUGCUGCCACCUUCUUCCUGACGUGGUGCUUUUUUGGAAUCAUUUACUUUGUCAUAGCAUUAGUUCAUGGAGAUGUCCACACUGACCCAACUACUAACCACACUCCAUGUGUAAUGAAUGUUGAUUCCUUUACUGGUGCCUUCCUUUUUUCUCUGGAGUCGCAGACCACAAUUGGUUAUGGGUUCCGCUUCAUUACUGAAGAGUGCCCUGUUGCUAUCCUCUUGCUGGUGGCCCAACUGGUCCUAACAACUUUAAUAGAAAUUUUCAUUACUGGUACAUUCCUUGCCAAAAUUGCCAGGCCUAAAAAAAGGGCUGAAACCAUUAAGUUCAGCAACAAGGCCGUUAUCACAAAACACAACGGAAAGAUGUGCUUGGUCGUACAGGUGGCCAACAUGAGAAAAAGCUUGCUGAUACAAUGCCAACUCUACGGAAAGCUUCUUCAUGCCUACGAGACCAAAGAAGGGGAGAAGAUCUUGCUAAAGCAGGCCAACAUGAACUUUCAUGUAGAUUCUUCUUCAGAAAGCCCGUUUUUGAUUUUGCCAUUAAUGUUUUAUCACGUGCUGGAUGAGAAUAGCCCGCUGAGUGAUCUAACUGCUGAAAACAUAAAGCAAAAAGACUUUGAACUUGUUGUUCUUCUUAAUGCCACAGUGGAAUCUACCAGCACAGUCUGCCAAAGCAGAACAUCCUAUCUGCCAGUGGAGAUCCACUGGGGCUAUGAGUUUGUUCCUGUUGUCUCUUUGUCCCAGCAGGGAAAAUAUGUUGCAGAUUUCAGCAAUUUUGAUAAAAUCAGGAAAAGUGAAAUACAAACCACGUUCUACACAAAUACAGAGAAGCAAAGAUUGGAAGAAGAAUUCCGACGGCAAGAGUUAAAGGACAGACAGAACCAAUCACCUGUAAUAAGGCAGAGUGAUGUUUGACUAUUUGCUACAGGUUAUAGCAUGAACAAUAUCUUGAGUUUUGUUGACUCUGGGAACUGGUUAUACCCAUUCUUUAUAAGCUAAUUACUUAGCUACACACUCCGAUCAACUACCAGUGACUACAAACCACUUGUUAUGGACAAUUUAUUUAUGUAGAUGUUAUAUCCAAUAUUUGAUUUAUCUUCUUCCUAAGUGCCAUACUGAGAAAGCCAGUUAAUAUAUACGCACUGAACUGUGAACUCGGAGACCAUAAUACCAAAUCACUGUAAUCUUUUACUUGCGAUCACUUACUGACAUGGCAAAAUAACAAGAAAAUACUUGGCAGAACAGCAAUCACGUGACAGCACCGUAUCCAAUGGGGAAAAAAAAUACACUAACAAAAAAAAUUUCAGCAAUGU